CCGGAUUUACUUUCACUUUCACUCUCUGUAGCGAACUUCUGGUUGCUUCCUCGUUGCUUUAGUCUGUUCUGAGCUUUUAAAGCAAUCCGACAGAUUAUAUAUCAGUAAAAGAGGUUACAGCUAAGUUUAAAACAUAUCCCUGAACACCAUGACGUCUUUAGACAUGAGCCCUGCUUCGAAAAAACAGGUUGACGGAUUUACCAAAAAGCUCACCAGAGAGGCAGAGCAGCUCAUCUCAGCUUUCUUCCCUCAGAAGAUAGCAGAAAUGGACAACCUGCUCCAGGUGUCGCUGGUUCUGGAAGACCUUUCUGUUCUCAGAGCUCCGCUGGAAAUCCCGAUACCAGACCCUGCCAAAGAGGAGCUUAAGAGGAAGAAGAAAGAAGAGAAAAAAGCAAAGGAGGGAAAGAAAUCCGAAGACAAAGAGGACGAGGAAGCAGGUCCUCCCUGUGGCCCAAUAGCCAGUAACGAGAAAGUGGAAAAUCUCAUUAAAGCCAUAAAACCCCACAUUCAGAUGCUGAAGGAAAAUCUCAAUACAGUGUCCAUGUGGGUACAGCUACAGGUCCCCAGGAUCGAGGACGGGAACAACUUUGGUGUCUCCGUGCAGGAAAAGGUAUUCGAGCUGCUGACCAACACUCGCACCAAGAUCGAAGGAUUCCAGACGCAGAUCACAAAGUAUUACAGUGAGAGAGGAGAUGCUGUGGCCAAGGCUUCCAAAACACCACAUGUGGGUGAUUACAGACAGCUGGUUCAUGAGUUGGAUCAGCACCAGUACCGUGAGCUACGCAUCGUGGUUCUGGAGAUCCGCAACACCUACGCCGUGCUGUUUGACGUCAUCACCAAGAAUUACGACAAGAUUAAGAAACCCAGAGGAGACUGUAAAGCACUUAUCUACUGAGUAACUCACACCGUCAGCACUCUGAAAAAGAAACGUUGCAGAUUAGAUUUCGUUUUUGUGAUGCUUUCUCAGUUUCAAGUACAAAGCAGAGACAGAUCUGAAAUUUCCUUUGUUCAUCUUUACAUAAUAAAGCAGUGACAUUGUGUAAA
Messenger RNA from Tachysurus fulvidraco (yellow catfish), 1044 nucleotides. RefSeq names its product proteasome activator subunit 1 (gene psme1). Gene Ontology annotation, biological process: regulation of proteasomal protein catabolic process; positive regulation of endopeptidase activity; regulation of G1/S transition of mitotic cell cycle. Gene Ontology annotation, molecular function: endopeptidase activator activity. The transcript has 11 exons. Gene Ontology annotation, cellular component: cytoplasm; proteasome activator complex; nucleoplasm. The record is from RefSeq and is a predicted model, not a curated record. The coding region runs from base 149 to 895 and encodes 248 amino acids. Lineage: Eukaryota; Metazoa; Chordata; Actinopteri; Siluriformes; Bagridae.